This is a messenger RNA of Moneuplotes crassus, 399 nucleotides long. NCBI's taxonomy places the organism in Eukaryota, Ciliophora, Spirotrichea, Euplotida, Euplotidae. The record is from the annotation of a GenBank genome assembly.
UUUCAAACUUAUUGGAGUCAAAGAAUCUUACUGAAAGUUAUUGCAAGAAAUCAAGUCUCACUUCUGAAGAAGAAAAAGCAGACAAGGCUAAUAUUAACUCUAGUAAUGUCGAAAUGAUCCCUUUGAAGGAAAAAGUAGUUAAGCUUCUACUGACAAAAUAAGAAAUAUUCAACUAGUUGAGAGCAGAAAUUAGAAGAACACCUACCCUCCAACUGUUGGCAAUUAGUUACAGAAAAAUGGAAAUAGUCUGGAGACUAUCUUGGUUCAUUUAUCCAAGACUCAAAUUAAGGUAGCCCAAGAAGCUUCUGAUUCAUUUAACAAUAAAACUGAGUAUGUGUCAAGACUAAGUGAAUUCAAAAAGAAAAUAAGAAGCAUGGGGGUCUCACUGUUCUACUAAAA